Molecule: messenger RNA, 1201 nt
Organism: Mollisia scopiformis
Lineage: Eukaryota; Fungi; Ascomycota; Leotiomycetes; Helotiales; Mollisiaceae
Exons: 2
Coding region: 47-973 (308 amino acids)
Source: RefSeq, a predicted model, not a curated record
CUUGUCUGAACAAUCCCCACCAAGUCCCUUCUGCCAUCUAAUCACCAUGUCAGAUUCUCCAGUUACUUCCCAAGACCCAGUCCCAGUACUCGAUCGUCACUCCAAAGAAAACAGAUGGUACUACAAAGAAAUCAACGACCAAGUCCAACCCAUUUCCCGCAAACUCCUCGAAGAAUACAGCCACAUCCCAGCUAACGAAAUCGAUGCUCACAUCUACAAAAUGCGAGACAUCCUCUGGUCCCACGCCCCCUACCCUUGCGUAGGCGAAUUCAAGUUCCUCGACCUUCGUCUCCCAAAACAUCCUCUGUACACCCAAAUCCUAACCACGCUCCGCAAGCCCUCCUCCCCAAUCCUCGACAUGGGGUGCUGCGUAGCCUCAGAUCUUCGUUCCCUUGCCCACAACGGGAUUCCCUCCACCCAACUCUUCGGGACUGAUAUAAUUUCCUCCUAUCUCACCACUUCAUAUUCUGUAUUUAAGGACACGGACACCUUCCACGGGACUCUAGUACCAGCUAACAUUUUCUCGCCUUCUUUGUUCUCAGACGAGUUCGCGGGAUGGGAGGGAAGGUUCUCUAUCAUCCACGCGGGACUAUUCCUGCAUCUCUUCAAUUGGGAGCAACAACUAACCGUGUGUGAAAUUAUCGCCAAGUUAUUGAAAGAGGAAGAGGGAGCAAUUCUAGUUGGCGAAAUGGUCGGAUGUCAAGGUGGAGGAUUGAGAGGCGGGCCAGCGAAUACCGAUUUCUGGAAGAAGGAGAGGCGGCAUUGGCAAUAUUUGCAUGACGAAGAGAGUUUUGCGAGACUUUGGGGAGAGGUAGAGGGAAGGACUGGGACAGAGGGGAUGUGGAAGGUUGAUAGUAAGUUUGUGGUAAGGAGGCAGGAGAAGGGUGGGGAUGGGAGUAAGAGUUGUGCUUUUUUUGAGGGAGAAGGGAUCGGGUGGUUUACGUUUAGUGUUGCGAGGGUCAUGGGUUCUUGAAUAGUGUGUUCAAAAAGGACAUUUAAUGGUUAGGAUUUGUGGCAAGAGUGUAUUUCAGAGUGAGACAAAUAAGUCUCGGCGUUUGGUCAUGAGAUGUAAUAAGAGCUGAGAUAAGCCGAGUAUAAGACGAGAGGGCAUCUCAAGGAUCAACUUAAAGUUGCAUAACGUAACUUUAGUGCUUCACUGUCCAUGUUUAUGAAGCACGAGGAAGACUAAAAUACUCUUAAG